UUUAGUCUACUCUCUAUGUCCUUGUCUGAUUGUCUCUGGACUCUGGUGGAACUGGAAUUGUGUGAUUUGCUUUGCCGAAGUGUGAAAAAAUAACUUUGGUUAUUUAUUUUUCAGUGAUAGUUGGACUUCUAUAAUACUUUAAACAACUUUUAAACAUGGUUUCACUCAACCCCAUUAGGAUUUUAAAAAAUGAGGCAGAAGAAGAAAAAGCCGAGAUUGCUCGGAUGUCCAGUUUCAUUGGAGCCAUUGCUAUUGGCGAUCUCGUGAAAAGCACUUUGGGGCCGAAAGGCAUGGACAAAAUAUUAGUUUCAAUGGGCAGAAAUUCCGGACAGGUAGAAGUAACAAACGAUGGUGCUACAAUUCUCAAAUCAAUUGGCAUUGACAACCCAGCUGCCAAGAUCUUGGUUGAUAUGUCUAAAGUUCAAGACGAGGAGGUUGGUGAUGGCACAACAUCAGUUACAGUGUUAGCUGCUGAGUUGCUCAGAGAGGCAGAAAAGUUAGUAGAGCAAAAGCUUCAUCCCCAAACAAUUAUAGCCGGGUGGAGGAUCUCCGUUGAGGCCGCCAAACAGGCACUUGCUAAUGCCAGUUUUGAUCAUGAGAAGGACAUGAAUGAAGACAGGCUUAGAUCUGAUUUGGAAAACAUUGCACGUACAACUUUGAGCUCAAAAAUUCUGUCAAACCAUAAAGAACAUUUCACCAAGUUGGCUGUAGAUGCAGUACUCAGAUUAAAGGGUUCAGGGAACCUUAAAGCUAUACAAAUAAUCAAAAUAUCUGGUGGACUACUAGAAGAGUCAUUCUUAGAUGAAGGAUUCCUGUUAAACAAAAAGGUUGGAGUACACCAACCUAAGAGAUUAGAAAAUGCUAAUAUACUCAUAGCUAAUACUCCUAUGGACACUGACAAGAUCAAAGUGUUUGGCUCAACCAUCAAAGUGGAUUCCAUGGCGAAAAUUGCUGAACUUGAAGUGGCUGAAAAAGAAAAAAUGAAGGACAAAGUAAACAAGAUCCUCGCACACAAAUGCAAUGUAUUUAUCAACAGGCAGCUCAUCUACAACUACCCUGAGCAGUUAUUCGCUGACGCCGGUACCAUGGCAAUAGAACAUGCUGAUUUUGAUGGUAUUGAACGUCUAGCACUGGUCACUGGCGGUGAAAUUGUAUCUACGUUUGAUUCACCUGAUAAAGUCAAACUUGGACAUUGCAAACUUAUUGAACAAGUAUUAAUUGGGGAUGAAUGUCUCAUCCGUUUCUCCGGUGUGGAGCUGGGCUCCGCGUGCACCAUCGUCAUCCGCGGCGCCACGCAGCAGGUCAUCGACGAAGCGGAGCGCUCGCUGCACGACGCGCUGUGUGUGCUCGCCGCUACCGUCAGAGAGCCGAAGGUCAUCUUCGGUGGUGGUGCGAGUGAGAUGUUGAUGGCGGACGCAGUGUCCAAGGUGGCGGCGCGCACGGCGGGCAAGGAGGCCGCCGCGGCCGAGGCCUUCGCCGUGGCGCUCCGCAGGCUGCCCUCCGCCGUGGCGGACAACGCCGGCUACGACAGCGCCGACCUGAUCGCCAGGCUCCGCGCGCACCAUGCGCAGGGGGAGAGCACCAUGGGACUUGACAUGGAGAAGGGGUGUGUGGGUGACAUGAAGACCCUCGGCAUCACCGAGUCGUAUGUGGUGAAGCGGCAGGUGUUGGUGUCUGCUGCGGAGGCAGCUGAAGUGAUACUGCGCGUCGACAACAUCCUGAAGUCUGCCCCGCGCAGACGCGGACCCGACCGCCGCCCCUGCUAAUUGUAUACAAUUAAAAAAAAAAAUAAUCUUUCGUCUCAAAAAACAAUUUUUUUUUAAGUGUGUAUAAGAAAACUACUUCCUUUAGAACUAAAUAAACGUGCUUUUUAGUUGGCCCCUUGAAGACGAUGAAAAUUACUUAACCACGAUAACUUUGAAAAUUAAAUAAUUACACCUAAAACAGACAAUACUAAUAAGAAUUUACUCCUACUUUUCCUCUUAAAAAUAUCUGUAAAAUUUAAUUUGAUCGUGUUAUGUAUUCAUACGAUACAUUUUAGCUACAAGGGAUGUAUUUUUAGGCUUUCUAUUUAUAAAAUAAGGUCACUGAUAUUAGAUGUAAAAGAGUCGGUUUUAGCACCCUCUGGUAAGUGAUAACCAUAAGUUUUGUCACUUUCUUACUUUAUGACAAAUGAUAAAGACAAAACUUGUGACUAUACUAUGUGCUCUGUAGCAUGGUGCGGGUGAAAGUUGCAAGAGUGAAACAAACUGUCACCCGCACCAUGCAAUAGUGCACGAACUGUAAGUACACAUAUGGAAGGUAGCCUACCGGCCCAAUUAUAUUGGUUAACUUACUCAUCAUAUCUUUUUUAUCAACUAAAGCAAUAAUAAAAAGUGCACUUUAAAUUUUCAAUACAUAAUUAUUAAUGCAUAAAAAUGAUAAAACAAUAUUUACAUAAAAUAGAGAAAUAUUAUGUAUUACCAUAAAUGACUUUUGAAUACUACGUUUUGUAUUUUAGUGUGAUACUUUUAUAAGGCAAUAAAUACAUAGUGGGAGAAUUAUAUAAAAGUAUAAUUUGACCAUAAUUGAAUUUAUUUUCGACUGAAUUUCUUUUACACACUUUUAAUUACAAUUGUAAAUGUGUUUGCUUCUUUUAAUGCAUUCUUAUUUUCACUGGCGUAUAUUUAUUUUUAAUUUGCAGUUGCUUUGUCAUUAGUUCAAAUCCGCAUUAGAAACGUUCUUCACCCAUCUGUUUAUUGGAUGAAAAGUGUUUUAUAUCAAAUUUAGUACUUUAAAAAAUAUGUUGCGAGUAGGUUGCCUAUAGAUUUCCUGGCCUAUUAUUAACCUGUAUUAGUUAUCAUUAAUGAUAGUUUGGCCAGGAGAUUUUGAGGCAACCUACUUGCUACAUAUUUUUUAACAUCCUAAUUUUGAUAUAAAAACACAUUUUAUCCAAUAAACAGAUGGGUGAAGAACGUUUCUAAUACGGAUCUUUCUACUACAUAAAACUUGUACAAAGUUUGAAGUGCUUUUGAUUUUAAUACAUAAUGAAAACAAUUUUCAUGUUACAUUAGUAUUGCUAGCGGGAAUAUCACAUAGGAGGUAUGUUAUAUGUAUUUUAGUUUAGCCACGUCGAAGAUGCCUUAAUUUUAAAAAGUAUUAACAAAUUAAUAAAUAAUACUUUACUA
Molecule: messenger RNA, 3167 nt
Organism: Bicyclus anynana (squinting bush brown)
Lineage: Eukaryota; Metazoa; Arthropoda; Insecta; Lepidoptera; Nymphalidae
Gene: CCT2
Product: T-complex protein 1 subunit beta
Exons: 10
Coding region: 156-1766 (536 amino acids)
Biological process (GO): protein folding
Cellular component (GO): chaperonin-containing T-complex; cytosol
Molecular function (GO): ATP hydrolysis activity; ATP-dependent protein folding chaperone; ATP binding
Source: RefSeq, a predicted model, not a curated record